Porites evermanni is the source of this 939-nucleotide messenger RNA. NCBI's taxonomy places the organism in Eukaryota, Metazoa, Cnidaria, Anthozoa, Scleractinia, Poritidae. The record is from the annotation of a GenBank genome assembly.
AUGGAGAAGAACCGCCGCUUAGCUGCUGCAGUUAUCAGUACAGUUGUUCUCUUGCUUUUGAGGACAUUUUUCACUGUCACGUUCUUCGUUACCAGCGUCAUUUGCAUUAUUAGAGCAGGAAGCAGUAUCGAAAGAUGCGAAGGCUGGCUGGGACUUUCGCAGAGAGCUAUUGACAGCCUUAAUACUACAAGCACUUUCGUGGAGACUAUUGUUUCUUGCUUUCUGAUCUUCCUCAUCUAUAGAUGGAAAGAUUUCAAGUUCAAAAACUUUCUCAGGGCUCUUGCAAAACAGGCUCAUUUUUGGAUGUGGACGGCUUUGUGGGGUGCACGUAUCAUAACGAACGUUCUUAUAGCUGUUAUUCCGGGUAUUAACGAAAACAAUCCUGUUCUUGUUGUGCUCGGCUUUUCGGUGCUCUUAGAGUUCGCUUCGACUACAGUGUUAGCUUGUGCUCUUAGCUUUGUGCAACUUUCUACGGUAAGGGAUUGGUUUUUUGAACAUUUUCCGCGGGGAGGAAGAAGUGAAAAGCUGAUGUACUUGUAUCGAAUAACUUUAUUCUCGUACGGUUUGCGAAUGCUUGCAUUAUUUUUGUACGAUUCAUUCUUGGUCGCAAGAGAGAUCAAUCGUCAAAGCGAGUUCCGUGAAAUAGACAGCGUUUUGUUAGCCUUGGAUGUUGGCUACAGAGGAAGUUUGACCAUAUUCUUCUUUCGCAAAUUCUUCGAGUUCGAAAAUAUACCUGAGGUCUUCGAAACAACGAAUUCGAGCAAGAGCAAGUCAGUGGAACCCAACAAAUGUCAGUCGAAAACUCAGGGACAGCAGAUUGAAACUUGCGGUGAUAAUUUCAAAAAUCAGGGGUCGAAGGACAUGAAAAUAGAAGAGAGAGGAACCGUAGUUGCUCGCGGAAAAUCUACGAAAGACUUGGAAUGCAGCACGCAAAUUUGA